ACUGGACAUCACCAUAGCCUUGAUUUCGUUACGUUACGUACUCGCUACUUAGCCGUAACAUUCCCCUUCCACCAGAUCCGGACUAGGCUACCGGCCAUUGGGCCUGGUGAAUGUUGUUAGAUAUAGAGCGUGCAGAGAAUCCGAGUAGAAGCCCGGACAACAUAUAUAAAUUGUCGGGCAGGGUCGAGGUAAACUUGUGUGACCCAUUCUACCCAUGAAGAUGCUACUACUCUCUGCUAGUACUAGUAUAUUCAUCGCGCUUCUUGCAGGCAUUGGGGGACUUGCGGCUUCCUCAAGUUUGCUUGGUGUCGGGAAUACACUUCGUGACACCACUGCUUGUGCGGAGAUCGCGGCUUCCAUCUCUUUGAAGUCCGCUGUUUAUUAUAAUGGAUCGGACCUCUAUACAAAGGAUAAUUAUCAUUGGGCAUCUUCGAGUACUCAAGUCUCCGCUUGCACCUUUGAACCUGGGACCACCGAGGACCUCGUUAAAGCGAUUCAAAUAUUGGGAGCAACUAGGACGCCGUUUGGAGUUAAAAGCGGUGGUCACACGACCAACCCAGGCUUUUCGUCGACCCCAGGCGUUCAAAUCGCCAUGUAUUUAUUCUCGGACAUUACGUAUGACUCGGAUUCCCAGACAGCAAAAGUUGGCACUGGUGCGAUAUGGGAUGACGUCUAUUUAACACUGGAAGAAUACGGCGUGAAUGUUCUAGGGGGGAAAGUCACUGGCGUCGGAGUUGGCGGCGUCAUACUUGGUGGAGGAUUUUCGUAUCUGACAAACCAGCAUGGGCUGGCAAUCGACAACGUGGUAUCAUUCGAGCUUAUUUUGCCUAAUGGCACCGUCACUACAGUCACCAGCUCCAGCAACCCAGAUUUGUACUUCGGCUUGCGGGGAGGUUUUAAUAACUUUGGAAUUGUUACCUAUUUCACUCUCAAAACUUAUCCUCAAUCUCAAAUUUGGGGUGGAAGUCUCGCAUAUAGUCAAGAUCAAGUCGAAGCAGUAAACGCUGCCGUCGCCAAAUUCGUUGCGAACGUUGCAGACCCCAAGGCAUCGAUAUAUUCCACAUAUAACUAUGUCUCUGGAUCGCCCGUCCUAUCGUCUUCGUUGUUCUAUGAUGCACCCACUGCCCCAGAUGGUAUGUUCGAUGACUUCUUGGCGAUCUCAAACAUCGGGGAAGACAUUUCUACCCGGUCCUUCUCGUCCAUGAUCGAUGUUGAGCCGGUGAAUAACACAAUUGGCCUUAGAGCUGUGUUCAAUGCCAUAGCGAUCGAGGAGUGGACGGAACCCUUGUUGAGCGCCGUUGCCAAUGAGACCCUCUUCUACGGAAACAAGCUGGCAAAUAGUAGCGUGGUUGAGAUCACUUACAACGCGAGGGCCUACCUUCCUUCUAUCUUCAGCCACUCCGAUAUACCAUCUGCGUAUCCGGAUUCACGUGCACGAGGCUACUCAUACCUGGAGGUAUUCUAUGCAUGGAAGGAUUCAAAAGACGACGACUUCUUCUAUGACAUCGUUGCUACCAGUUCCGGUCAUAUGGUGUCGCUAGCGGUCGCUGCAGGGCAAGACGUUGCGAAUGUGGUUGUGUAUCCCAAUAAUGCACAACCUUCCACACCCAUAGAGGAUCUCUACGGGACGAAUCUUCCGCGUCUGCGGGAUAUAAAGGCGGCUAUUGAUCCAGACAAUGUGAUGGGACUCGCCGGAGGGUGGAAAGUAUAAACGGGAAACGCACGGUACACACCGUGAGAUAAGUACCAACCAUCGUCACGAUGUGAUGUCAAUAUUUUAUUUGAUGUAAAGUAUGAUUAUUUAUGUAGAGUCUGUCCUCCAGAUGGGCAGCAAGAACAAGACAAUUAUGUUAACAUCGGACAAGCGAUUUUGUCUCUUUACUUCAUCUACCAACGUUGUUAGUUACAUAACUAUGAUAUUGUAUGUUAUUCGCCGGUUCAG
Suillus paluster is the source of this 1942-nucleotide messenger RNA. Its product is annotated as FAD-binding domain-containing protein. Gene Ontology annotation, molecular function: oxidoreductase activity; FAD binding. Lineage: Eukaryota; Fungi; Basidiomycota; Agaricomycetes; Boletales; Suillaceae. The record is from RefSeq and is a predicted model, not a curated record. The transcript has 11 exons. The coding region runs from base 215 to 1711 and encodes 498 amino acids.